Messenger RNA from Nezara viridula (southern green stink bug), 957 nucleotides. The record is from the annotation of a GenBank genome assembly. NCBI's taxonomy places the organism in Eukaryota, Metazoa, Arthropoda, Insecta, Hemiptera, Pentatomidae.
AUGGUGCAAACGCAGGUGCCACAUCCACAUCAUAAUUAUGCUGAUGCAUUAUGGUGCACUUACAUAGUUUCUGUAGUUGCUGCCAAUAUAGCUGAAUUUUUAACCUAUCCCCUUGAUCUCACGAAAACAAGAUUGCAAAUACAAGGGGAAGUAGCUGCGAACUCCAAUGGAAACCCACAGGCUGCCUAUCGGGGGAUGGUGAAGACUGCUCUUGGAAUUGUUCAUGAAGAAGGAUUCCUUAAAUUAUGGCAGGGUAUUACCCCUGCAGUUUAUCGUCAUGUUGUUUACUCCGGAAUUCGUAUCGUAACUUAUGAAUAUUUGAGGCAAAAUGUACUUAAGAAAAAUGAUGAUGGUUCUUUUCCGAUAUGGAAAUCCGCUAUAAGUGGCGUUACUUCUGGGUCUGUGGCACAGUUUUUUGCCAGCCCAGCUGAUCUAGUCAAAGUACAAAUUCAAAUGGAAGGAAAGCGUAGGCUGUUGGGCAAACCACCAAGAGUUUUAAGUGCAAGUCAUGCUUUCCAAAAGAUUUUGAGUGAAGGUGGUAUUCGUGGACUAUGGAAAGGCUCUAUACCAAAUGUUCAAAGAGCUGCUCUUGUUAAUCUUGGAGAUUUGACGACUUAUGAUACUGCUAAACAAUUUAUUUUGACACAUACGUCUCUUCCAGACAGUCAUACGACUCAUAUUCUGAGCAGUGGAUGUGCUGGAUUAGUGGCGGCAACAAUGGGAACACCAGCUGAUGUAGUGAAGACCCGAAUAAUGAAUCAACCUACCGACUCGCAUGGAAAUGGCUUGAUCUACAAAUCAUCUAUGGAUUGUUUGAUCAAAACCGUUGAAAAUGAAGGCCUUUUUGCAUUGUAUAAAGGAUUCCUACCUGUUUGGAUUAGAAUGGCUCCAUGGUCUCUGACAUUUUGGUUAUCGUUCGAGCAAAUUCGGCAUACUAUAGGUGCCACAGCAUUCUAA